AUGUACAAGUCCGAAAUACAAACAUCUUCGACUGAAUCUGCCACAAAUGCUUCUUCCUUGCAACAUCUUGAAAUAGAAACAAGUUAUAUGUCAAACGACACAUCAAGAUUGGUAAAGAAGAAGAAGAUGAGCACAAAGGCAUUAGUGAAGCGUCUACUAGGCGUUGUGGCUGACUUAAGUUCUAAAGUAGACCGUGUAUUACAGAAAAAAGAUGAACCAGACACAAAUGUUGAACCAGACAGAGGGUUUCGAGAGGAGGAAGAGGUGGAGGAGGAGGAGGAAGAAAUGAUAAAUGAAGAGGAGGAAGAAAAAUAUUACCAUGAUACAUAUUUUGACUAUGAUGAUAUAGGUACUCAUGGUUUGGAGGGGGAAAUUGGGCCUACACCUACGCAUGUUGAGCCGUCAUCGGACGUGGGUGAACAUCACACAAAAGAAAUGACUCCUAUUGUUAGGCCGCAACGAAAGAGGGGUGUUCUAUGGUAUCAGCGGACUCCGUUCACAGUGUUGCAAUCCACACCAAAAAUGAAGAAAAUCACCAAAGCAAAGAAAAAAAAAGUGGUGAAGAGUCCUGAAAAAGCAAAUGAAGACAUUGUGAAUGAAGAGAGUAUUGAUGUUUCAAAUCAUCUCUUGCUCGACAGUGUUGAAGCUGCCAGUACGUUGAGUUUUUGGAGAGAAUGGAAUACGAUCUCUUCCAACCUAAUCACUAAACAUAGGCUGUAUAUGCUCACACUAGAUGUGGAGUUUUGGUCGAGGUUACUUGCAGUUACUGACGCUGGGUGGUUAAUUUCUUCGGUUCUAUUCCCCAUAAACGUUCCUCAUGCCCAUUGGUUUUUGGCAGUGCUACAUUUAGAUAUUUGGAAAGUACACAUUUAUGAUUCAGUACGAUGUAUGAAUUACUUCACAACGUACUUGACUGGUGGAGAAUUCAAAAGUUUUGGGAAUAGUAUAAUCGAAGAGCUAGAUGUCAUUGACUACUGGAAGGAUUUCCCCGAUGGACACAAAGACAACGCAGUUGUGGAGUUUAUUGAUAUUGUAGACGCGCCACAACAAGAAUAUAUUACUAAUAGAGGGGAUUGUGGAGUAUUCGUAAGCAUGUAUAUGGAAAUGAUUGCUUCGGGGGUACCGGUGAAGAGUGAUAAGCCAUGUAGAGAUGCGGGAUUUCUCUACAGAAAUAGGAUGACAAAUAUUUUUUGGGAUACUAAAUAA
Molecule: messenger RNA, 1206 nt
Organism: Lactuca virosa
Lineage: Eukaryota; Viridiplantae; Streptophyta; Magnoliopsida; Asterales; Asteraceae
Source: the annotation of a GenBank genome assembly